Molecule: messenger RNA, 1299 nt
Organism: Nyctereutes procyonoides (raccoon dog)
Lineage: Eukaryota; Metazoa; Chordata; Mammalia; Carnivora; Canidae
Gene: COMMD7
Product: COMM domain containing 7
Exons: 9
Coding region: 46-648 (200 amino acids)
Biological process (GO): negative regulation of DNA-templated transcription; tumor necrosis factor-mediated signaling pathway
Molecular function (GO): NF-kappaB binding
Source: RefSeq, a predicted model, not a curated record
GCGGCGGGGAGGCGGGCGGCGGGCGCUGCGGGCCGCGCGGACGCCAUGGGCCGCCUGCACUGCACGCAGGACCCCGUGCCCGAGGCCGUGGGCGGCGACAUGCAGCAGCUGAACCAGCUGGGCGCGCAGCAGUUCUCGGCCUUGACAGAAGUGCUUUUCCACUUCCUAACUGCGCCAAAAGAGGUGGAAAGGUUUCUGGCUCAGCUCUCUGAGUUUGCCACCACCAACCAGAUCAGUCUUGGCCCCCUCAGAAGCAUCGUGAAAAGCCUCCUUCUGGUUCCAAAUGGUGCCUUGAAGAAGAGUCUCACAGCUGAUCAGGUCCGGGCUGAUUUCAUAACUCUUGGUCUUAGUGAGGAGAAAGCCACUUACUUUUCUGAAAAGUGGAAGCAGAAUGCCCCAACCCUUGCUCGAUGGGCCAUAGGACAGACUCUGAUGAUUAACCAGCUUAUAGAUAUGGAGUGGAAAUUUGGAGUGACAUCCGGAAGCAGUGAACUGGAGAAAGUGGGAAGUAUUUUUUUACAAUUAAAGUUGGUGGUUAAGAAAGGAAAUCAAACUGAAAAUGUGUACAUAGAAUUAACCUUGCCUCAGUUCUACAGCUUCCUGCACGAGAUGGAGCGAGUCAGAACCAGCAUGGAGUGUUUGAGCUGAUUUCUGGCCCCUUCCCUGCUCCCUUCUCUUCCAUGGUGGCUCCUCAGAGAGGCACCUCACUCACAGGCCUGUGGGGUGCUGAUAUGGGGUCUGCUUGCUUCUUGGGAGCCCAGGUGCAAAGGUUUCUGGAAAACAACAGGAUUAAGUACUUAAGGAGCCCCACACAAUUACUCUGUGAAUUCUUUGUUUAGGGGAACCUCCACCACCUAUCUCCCAGGAUGCUUCUUAGCUAUUCAGACAGGCUGUUGUUGCAUCUCAAAUUCAGGGGAGGAAAUUCAGAGGUUACCUCCCUAUCAAAAUUUCAGAGUAAACAGAUGGUGCCAUCACUCAAGAUGCAGGCUGAUCACCCUCCCCUCAAAAAGGGAAAGACUUAUUUAUGGCUGACACACGUGGGGAGCCCCCAGCAAUUUUUCUACGCCCUCUGCGUUUGUGGUGGUGGUGGUGGUGAUGGUGCAUAGCUAAUCAGCUUUUAAUGGGGCACCUGUGUAUAAAUACUUGCUUCCUCUGUUCUGAAAAGAACUGAGGCCAACCUCUUUUCUCAUUUUGGGUUGUGCCCUGUGUUGUGUUGUAAUGAGGCUAUUUUCACUUGUUUGGGUUCAGGCUGACCUUCUCUGUUGGUCAGAUGAUGAAUAAAAAAGGUUCUAAAGAAAA